UUCGAUGAACGGGUUUAUUUAGUUAUCGUAAAACUAGAUAAAUAAGUGCAAUCAUUUAAAAAGCAUCAUGCUCCUGCGAGGAUUAUAUUUGUCUUUCCGGCUCUCAUCUCGUUCAUCGGCUGUGCAAAUCACGAAGAAAAGUACUUACUCCACUAGCACAGAAGUGGUAUACGAUCGAGACCCAGCACCAUACUUUUUCAGCGAAGACAUUCAAAAAAUUUUACAGACACUCACACGUCCGGAUCCUGAAAAAGUAUUUAGACGACGCUUAGAUGGUCAACCGUUAGUACCACCAGAGUAUAAAUUCAUGACGAAUGAAGCGUUGGAAGAGGCACGAGCGAAGGCAGAAAAAUUUAUGUGGGAGCGAUUACAAAUACCACCAAUUGUUAAACUUAGAGAGGAAGACGAUCGUAUAUUGUCAAAAGACCCCGAACUGCAAGGACUAUCCGAUUGUAAAUACGUUUUCACAGACAUUACCUUUGGAGUAAGUAAUAGAAACAGAGUGAUCGUUGUUAGAGAACCAAAUGGCAUUUUACGUCCAGCAAAACAUGUCGAGAGGGACCGUUUAAAUCAGAUAUACUUUCCAGUACAAGACAAAGACGUAAGGAUGCCAAAGAUGUUUGAAGAUGAACAUUUGCAGCCUAUACUUGACAGAGAAGACUACGAAUUUAUAUUAAACAGAGCAUGUCUGCAAUUUGAUCCAGAUGAUCCUAAUUACCACAGAGUAACCAAGGUAACAUACGACCACGUGAAUGAAAAAAUGCAUCAUGAUCGGCUGAGAUCUACGAGGCACUACGGUGCAAUGAUAUUUUAUUUGGCAUGGACCAAAAAUACAGACAACGUUGUGUUAGAAAACAUUUUGUCAGAAAAGAUAGAGGACGCGGCUUUGGUAAUAAAAUUACGUUAUAAAUUAAACCCAAGUGAUAAGGCUAUGGAUGAAAAAGAUCCAAUCAAGUUAAUUCAGCAUUAUAUCGAAACUGAAGCCAGUAGUAAGAGAAAAUUGGACCAAGCUCUGAAGACACAUUUGGAAUUAAUUUCAGAGAAGUUAAAGCUCAAGGAAAAUGUAGAUAAAGCACAUGGAAAAAUCAGUAGUAGCAACGAAGACAUGAAAACAUGAGUAAAUAUUUUUAUUGAUUUUUUACAUCGAGUUUUUUUUUUUUUUUUUGUUUUUUAUUUUA
Copidosoma floridanum is the source of this 1178-nucleotide messenger RNA. It is a transcript of the gene mRpS22, whose product is annotated as mitochondrial ribosomal protein S22. Lineage: Eukaryota; Metazoa; Arthropoda; Insecta; Hymenoptera; Encyrtidae. Gene Ontology annotation, molecular function: structural constituent of ribosome. Gene Ontology annotation, cellular component: mitochondrial small ribosomal subunit. The record is from RefSeq and is a predicted model, not a curated record.